AUGAAAGCAAAUCGAUUUAUAAUCCAUAAUCCUACUAUUGAAUCAUACUAAUUGGAAGAAUAUUACAAUCAUUUUAAAAGAAUGGAGGAAAUUGAUAAAGAAAAAAUGAAUAUAUACAAAAGUAUUGAGUCUAAUAAAUCAACAUCAAAUUAUAGAUUUUUAAUGCUUCAACACACUUCUAAAUUUAAUAAAUAACAAUAAUAAAAUGCUCAAGAUCGUCUUUAAAAAGUAUAAUUGACAUUAUUUUAAAUAAGUUAUUGGAUGAUAAAAUUGAAAAAAUAAAGGUAAGAGAAAAUCCAUAUGUCAACUAAAGUAGAUUAAGAGGUAUUUCUUAAGUUGAUCUAAAAAGUGCAAAUAUUAGUUUUAAUAGUUCUUUAGAGACUCUCAACUUAAUGAAAAAACUAUAAACUCUUAAACCAAAUAUCUCAAAGAAGAAUUUAGAUACUCAUUAUGAAAAACAAAAAGAAUAUGGGAGUAGAUUAAGAAAGUUACCAAAGCUUCCAGAUUCAGAUAAAAAAUAUCAAUAUUUUUUUUGA
This is a messenger RNA of Paramecium sonneborni, 536 nucleotides long. The record is from the annotation of a GenBank genome assembly. Lineage: Eukaryota; Ciliophora; Oligohymenophorea; Peniculida; Parameciidae.